GCUUGGGAGUGGAUGCACCCUGAAAAAGUAAGUGGUGUGCUGAAGAAAAAAUUGUUUUUGGACUACUAUUGGCUACUGUCAGGGUAUUGGUACUGGCUAGUAUUGGCAACUGUUGGGAGUUGGGUAUAAUCAGUGUAUUGGUACUACCCAGUAUUGGUUAUUAUCAGGGUAUUGACACUGGCUAGUCUUGGCUACUGUCAGGGUAUUGGUACUGGCUAGUAUUGAUUACUGUUGGGGUUGGUUAUUAUCAGGGUAUUGGUUCUGCCCAGUAUUGGUUAUUAUCAGGGUAUUGGUACUGGCUAGUAUUGAUUACUGUCAGGGUUUUGGUACUUGCCCAGUAUUGGUUAUUAUCAGGAUACUGGUUCUGGAGUACAGCUGUCUAAACCUCCAUUCUUAACUCAAGCUGGGCUGCUGGGUACAUUCUAGAGUACGAGUGCAUAGCAACCAGACUUCCUAAACAUCCUAACUCACUCAGGCCCUGACCUGACAGUGGCCCUUUAAUCAGACUAUAUAUAUUCCAAUAAUGUAUUCACAACGGCUGGGAGUUACAGCUUUACUCACGAUUCUCUGUGAUGUCAUUUGAUGCCUAGUGAUGUCACUAGUUGCUGGAGUCAUUAAAUCAUGUGUGUUAUGAUGCAGUCACAAUCAGUUUGACCCCAUAACGUCCCUGCCCAUUGCACCUGUGGCUGUCAUAUAAAUUGCCCCACCCGAGGCCAGGACAUCUCGACUCCUGACAUGGGGGAGAAUUUCCUGCAGAUUUGCAUUUUCUUGUGAACGUGCCGCAGCCUGACACACUAGGGAGAUUGUCCUGUCUCACACCUGCUCAGCCACAUGCAGUUUAUAUAAUGUGAGACAAUGAUACCUUUGAAAGGUACAUUACUGGCUCUCCAGCCGACGCCCGAAUGGUGCAGUGUGAUUGGCUGCUGCGCCUGCUGCUUGUCUUUUCUCCAGCAACAGGAGAAUUCCCAUAGAAUGUCUAAGACGCCCAGUGUAGUGGCUUCAACCCCUCUAGCUAAAUGUAUGGACCAAGCUUAUCUCUGGAGAAAUGCUUAGCUCCUUUGUGCCCUUGGUACCUUCUCUCUUGCUUUUUUGGUUGGUUAGACCAGACUGGUUAGACAGUAGGCUUGUGUAAAGAUGGGCACUCUGUAUAAUAUCAGAUUAGGGGCUUGAUCACAUAUCCGUUUAUAUAGGGUGCCAGUGGCCAGGACCCCCUUUGAAUGUCCAACCUAUGGCCAGGGUCCAUCAUGAAGGUCCAACGUAUGGCCAGCAUCCUCCUUGAAGAUCCAACCUAUGGCCAGGGUCCCACUUAAAGGUCCAACCUAUGGCCAGGGUCCCAAUUAAAGGUCCAACCUAUGGCCAGGGUCCCACUUAAAGGUCCAACCUAUGGCCAGGGUCCCACUUAAAGGUUCAACCUAUGGUCAGGGUCCCACUUAAAGGUCCAACCUAUGGCCAGGGUCCCCCUUGAAGGUCCAACCUAUGGCCAGGGUCCCCCUUGAAGGUCCAGCCUAUGGCCAGGGUCCCCCUUGAAGGUCCAGCCUAUGGCCAGGGUCCCCCUUGAAUGUCCAGCCUAUGGCCAGGGUCCUCCUUGAAGUCUAACCUAUAGACAAGGCCCCACUUGCAGGUCCAACCCAUUAGCUUGUUACAUUAGUAUAAAUAUAGUAGAAUAUUGGUAUAUCAUUCAUUGAGCCAGGGCCGACAUCAGUGGGGCACAGGGGGUACUGUUGUGUCCGGUACAACUAAAGGGGGGCCAGGCAGCGCUGCACUUCUCAAAUUAGCCAGGUCCCCCUUAACAGCGCCAAAUUCAUGCGCCAAACCGCUGAAGACCCGAAGAUUCGAGGUCCCGAAGAUUCGAAGUCCCGAAGAUUCGAAGUCCCGAAGAUUCGAAGUCCCGAAGAUUCGAAGUCCCGAAGAUUCAAAGUCCCGAAGAUUCGAAGACUUGAAGCUGAGAAUGGAGCUGAAGCUGCAAAAAAACCUGACGUUGAAGUACAGAAGCCUCGAAAAGACCCGAAGCCAUGAAAGGAGCCAAAGCUGAAGCCCCGAAGCCUAAGUUGGAGAAAAGUGUGCGGAGAUUUCGGGAGAAAUUUCACGGUAAAGUGUCGCUGGAGACAGCCGUGGCGCUGAUGAGAAAGUUCGCCAAUAAUCAUAAACAAGUGUGCGCGUACGUCAUACUGUAUAUGGAUAAUGAUACUGAUCUUGAUGUGAGAAAUGAAUUAAGAAACGACCCAGUUGCAAGGAAUGUCAUCAACAAAAUUAAGAGAGAUGACCAAAAAGCAAAGGAGAUUCCCAAAGACAAAGAUAUUCAGGAUUUGGCCAAUAAGAUGAACACCCUUCCUCUGACCGAGAAGAAUCUUAAGAUGUUUAAUGAUGCCGCAGAGAAUCGCAUCCCCUCCCGAGACAGACAGUUUGCCUGCAAAGAGUGUGAUUACAUUUGGUGGAGGAGAGUCCCACAGAGAAAAGAGGUGUCCCGAUGUCAUCGUUGUCGCAAGAAGUUUGACCCGGUACCUGAAAAGAAGAUGUGGGGGAUCGCAGAGUACAACUGCCUUGUCUGCAAACGCAUGUUUAGGGGAUACGGACAGAAAGAAGUCAGCAGUCCAUGUUACGUGUGCAGAAAUCCUGUGUUUUCCACUUGUAUUCUCCCCCCACGCCGGAACCAAGGCCCUCGAACCCGCAAUACUCACAGCUGUUUUGCUGAAAAUUGUUACAACCGAAGAGUAACCUUCGUUCCCGGCCUCCAGUGCCCCCAUCCAAAAAGCCGAAUCAUGAACCAGCUCCCCAAAGUGUUGUACCCUAGUGAGCGGCACAUCAGUACAGGCUCCACAAUAGCCACCUGCCUGAGCCAAGGGAGUCUGACCGAAAACGAUAUUGAUGACAUCAUACUGGACGAUAUCAAGGAGGAGGAAGAUGAUGUGGAAACUGAUGACAGCGACAGUUAAAGACACCCAUUGUUCAUUGGAUCCACCUCGGCUGAGCAUGACUGCAGUGGGGAUUGGCCAGGGGAAGACCAAAGGCCAACACUGUCCGAGCCUCUCCUUAUAACCUUUAGGUCACUGGUUUACUUCUGUUUGAUACUGAACUCUGUUCCGGCUGCAGAUUAGAACAUAAUCAUUUCUCUUUCAGUUCCUGUUAUUUAAAUGUAUCUGUUUAGCUUGUGAGGAAGAAAGCGGAGUCACAUCGCCUCAGAACUGGAAGGACUAAGUUACCAUAGUGCCUUAAUCUUUUCCAUAAGUAACCACAACUGGUCCACACAACUCACUUUUUAUAAACACCUACACAUCUUCAUACUCGUUAUAAAGCUUCAUCCACUCCAUAUAUCUAUCCAUAUAAUCUUAUUCUAUAAAGCCUUGUCUUCUAUAGCAAGCUCUCCUCCUCUUCAUGUUUCCUGACCCUAUAAACACUGUUGUUACAGAUAUCUCCUCCCUAUAACUCCUCCUAUUGCUCCAUAUAACCCUCCCUAUAACUCCUCCUAUUGCUCCAUAUAACCCUCCCUAUAACUCCUCAUAUUGCUCCAUAU
Messenger RNA from Xenopus laevis (African clawed frog), 3511 nucleotides. RefSeq names its product shiftless antiviral inhibitor of ribosomal frameshifting S homeolog (gene shfl.S). Gene Ontology annotation, cellular component: P-body; nucleus. The transcript has 9 exons. Gene Ontology annotation, biological process: viral translational frameshifting; innate immune response. NCBI's taxonomy places the organism in Eukaryota, Metazoa, Chordata, Amphibia, Anura, Pipidae. The coding region runs from base 2013 to 2933 and encodes 306 amino acids. Gene Ontology annotation, molecular function: sequence-specific mRNA binding; ribosome binding. The record is from RefSeq and is a predicted model, not a curated record.